UCCAAAACCAUCGCUCUCAACGUUAUGGUGCUUCUCUCUACCUCUAUCCAACCAUGGAAACCGACGCUCUCAAAGCUUUCUCAAACCUGCAAAACUCAAUCGGACGUCGACCAAAUCCAUGCGCAAUUGGUAACAACAGGGCUAGUCAAAGACGCUUCCUUCAUUAGGAAACUCAUCAUCAGAUUAUCGACUUCGCCUUAUGUGCCGGUAGUUGAAUUCGCACGUUCUCUCCUCUUUUCUGAUUUUGAAGAUAGAAACGACCCUUUCCCCUGGAACGCGGUAAUCAAGUCAUAUUCACAUGGUAAUUGUCCAAGUAAAGCUUUUCUUGUGUUCUGUUUGAUGCUAAAAAAUGGGAUCUUUUUGGAUGAGUACUCGUUUUCUUUGGUGUUGAAGUCAUGCUCUAGGACGGGCUUGGUUAAGCAGGGAAUGCAGGUUCAUGGGCUAUUGAGGAAGCUCGAUUUUGGCUCGAAUGUGUUUCUUGAGAAUUGUUUAAUACGUAUGUAUGUGAAAUGUGGUUAUGUUGAGUUUGGACAGCAGGUGUUUGAUAGAAUGCCGAACAGAGAUUCCAUUUCGUAUAAUACGAUGAUUGAUGGGUAUGUGAAGUGUAGGAUGUUGGAGCUUGCACAUGAGUUAUUUGAGUGUAUGCCUGUGCAGGUUAGGAAUUUGGUUUCUUGGAAUACUUUGAUCAGUGGUUAUGUGAAAAUGGAGAAUGGAUUUGAUGUUGCUUGGGAGUUGUUUGAGAGGGCACCCUUCAAGGACUUGGUUUCUUGGAACUUGAUGAUCGAUUGUUGUGUUAAAAGUGGGAAAAUGGAAAUGGCUGCAGCUUUAUUUAGCAAGAUGCCUAAAAGGGAUGCUGUUAGUUAUGCUAUAUUAAUUGAUGGGUAUGCAAAAGUGUCUAACAUUAAUGCUGCUCAGUCACUUUUUAAUCACAUGCCUGAAAAGGAUGUCAUCUCCUGCAAUGCUAUGAUGGCAGGGUAUGUAAAGAAUGGGCAUAGUAUGGAAGCACUGUCUGUUUUUCAUGAUAUGCUGAGUGACACCAAUUUGGCACCUGAUGGUGCCACUUUAUUGAGUGCUCUUUCUGCAGCUGCACAGUUAGGUUACAUUGAUGAGGGCCUUGCUAUACAUUGUUACAUAAAGGACCAUGGAUUUGUUGUCCAUGGAAAACUUGGGGUUGCUCUAAUAGACAUGUAUGCUAAAUGUGGCAGCAUAGACAAUGCACUGGGAGUGUUUGAGGACAUUAAAGAGAAAACUGUUGAUCAUUGGAAUGCUAUGAUUGGUGGAUUGGCUGUUCAUGGCUGGGGUGAGUUGGCUUUUGAUUUGUUCAUGGAGAUGGAAAGACUCUCCAUUGAACCGGAUGAUAUCACGUUCAUCGUAGUGUUGAAUGCUUGUGGCCAUGCCGGGUUGAUAAAGGAAGGUCUAAUGUGUUUCGAGAUCAUGAGAAGAGUUCAUCGAAUGGAACCCAAACUCCAACACUAUGGAUGCAUAGUCGACAUUCUUAGCCGCGCAGGCCACAUGGAAGAAGCCAUAAGGUUUGUUGAGGAAAUGCCAAUUGAGCCAAAUGAUGUGGUAUGGAGAACUUUGUUAAGUGCAUGUAGUAAUCAUGAGCACCUGGAUGCUGCACAGCCUGUAUCUAAGCACCAAAUCCAACUCAACUCACCUAAUUCAAGCUCAUAUGUGCUUUUGUCUAAUAUUUAUGCUCGGUUUGGUAUGUGGGAUUAUGUCCGGAGGAUUAGGACAAUGAUGAAACAGAAGGAGCUCAAAAAGGUCCCUGGCUGUAGUUGGAUUGAACUAGGGGGAACUGUUCAUGAAUUCUCUGCAGGAGACAGAUCUCACCCUCAGGUUGAAGAUGUUUCUUCUACAUUACAGAUGGUUUGCUCUUAAGCUCAAGAAUUGCCCUGCAGGUUUAAUACCCCAAACCCAAUGGUGUUCACUAGGUAAACUCUGCCCUGUGACCUUAGUUGGUAACCCAGUCUAUGUUAUCCAAAUUGACCUUAUCAAACCAAGAAGACUAAUAGGCUACUCUCACUGAGAGUCAAAUUUGGAACCUUGUGGUUACCAAGCUGAUUAUCUUGGAUCGGGUUGCCCCAAAUCCUCCAAUCACUUAUGUUAUCUUUUGCUCAUUAGAUGCCCCAUAUGAAUGUUGUAAAUUAGGUAACCAUUGAAAGAAACUUGUAGAUGUGUUCUAUAUAUACUUGUAUGCUUCAAUAAAACACCUUACUUGAUACUUUCAA
This is a messenger RNA of Ipomoea triloba (trilobed morning glory), 2231 nucleotides long. Its product is annotated as pentatricopeptide repeat-containing protein At2g45350, chloroplastic. The transcript has a single exon. Gene Ontology annotation, biological process: RNA modification. Bases 25 to 1881 code for a protein of 618 amino acids. Lineage: Eukaryota; Viridiplantae; Streptophyta; Magnoliopsida; Solanales; Convolvulaceae. The record is from RefSeq and is a predicted model, not a curated record. Gene Ontology annotation, molecular function: protein binding; RNA binding.